ACAACGCUUUCGUGCGCCCGCGACUGGUUUCUUAUCAAUGUAACGGAGAAAGGCGUCGUUUGGAGCCCACACCUUAGCAGUUCAGUGCAGCGACACCAUGAAUGUUUCGAUCGAACGAAAGCGAACGGAUUGUGCCGCUUUGCCGAAGGGCUGGCAGCGAGAGGAGGUCCUCCGCAAGACGGGUCUGUCGGCCGGAAAAGUCGAUGUGUACUACUACAGUCCGGCCGGGAAGAAAAUCGAAAGCAAACCGCAACUUGCCCGUGCCCUCGGCGACACAAUCGAUCUGUCGACGUUCGACUAUCCCGCGGGACGCAUCAUUGCGCCACCGUCGGUAGCCGCUGCUCAGCUCUUACAUGGCCAUCACGGACAGAGCUAUCAACACCACCACCCUCACAGUUCCAACCUCCGCCGGAAGCUUCCGGCAAUGUUCGCCGGAAGUAUGCUGUCCGGAGGGACGAACUCAGUCACUGCCACUCCGAUCAGCUCGGGAGCCAGUCUAAAGCCUCCGGCGCAUCAGUACGACUACAGCCGCGGAAUGCGUGCAGAUACCUCGCUCAUCCCACCGAUACGACAGACGGCGUCGAUCUUCAAGCAACCGGUCACGGUCGUCCGGUCGCAGGAAACCGACAGCAGCAGAGUGAAGCGCGAGCUGCAGCACGGUAGCCAGAUCAAACCGAAACAACUGUUUUGGGAGAAGCGACUCGAGCACCUGGGAGCAAGCAACACGCACAACGAAGAGAUUGGAGCGAUCGAGUUACCGAAGCGUCUUCGUGCAAUUGGGCCUGGAAUUCAUGAAACGACCGUCCUCCAGUCGUUGGCCACCGCACUCCACCACAAUACUCACCCGGUGACUGGGCAAACGGCAUCGAAAACGUCGCUCAACACGAACGCCGGAGUGUUCGUCAAUCCCGACCAACCGCUGAUGUCGAACGCGAGUAUCGGUGAGGACGACAUCAAGCGACAGGAGGAACGGGUUCAGUACGCCCGACUGAGGUUGCAAGAAGCUUUGCGGGCCUAAAUCGACAGCGCCGGCCAGACUCGCGAAACGGCGAGCAACGUGGCGUUAUUUCAUCCGUAUCGGAGCAGCAACUUUUAACUAUAAGCAAACGACACAGACACACAAACACACCGUUUUAUCCUAAACUAGACGUGAUUCUUACUUUUUUACAUUUUCGUAUAAGUGGUACGACAAACCGGAAAAU
Messenger RNA from Anopheles bellator, 1202 nucleotides. RefSeq names its product methyl-CpG-binding domain protein 3 (gene MBD-like). The transcript is spliced from 4 exons. Gene Ontology annotation, molecular function: DNA binding. The coding region runs from base 98 to 1018 and encodes 306 amino acids. Lineage: Eukaryota; Metazoa; Arthropoda; Insecta; Diptera; Culicidae. The record is from RefSeq and is a predicted model, not a curated record.